Messenger RNA from Paramisgurnus dabryanus, 1700 nucleotides. RefSeq names its product N-acylsphingosine amidohydrolase (acid ceramidase) 1b (gene asah1b). Gene Ontology annotation, molecular function: fatty acid amide hydrolase activity; N-acylsphingosine amidohydrolase activity. Gene Ontology annotation, cellular component: lysosome. The record is from RefSeq and is a predicted model, not a curated record. NCBI's taxonomy places the organism in Eukaryota, Metazoa, Chordata, Actinopteri, Cypriniformes, Cobitidae. Gene Ontology annotation, biological process: fatty acid metabolic process.
CAAAAAGCCAACAUUGCAGUAUUAAUAAACUAAAACCGGAAGAAAGUGUCACGUAAUGUUUUAAUUUCUAUGGUAACUCCCCCAGUGUCUCGUGGUUCUGCGCAGAUCAACUGUCUGUCACGCGGAUCAUCAGCACUUCCGCGUUUACAGACGCGCUGGUGAAGUCAGCGAUAGGUCGCCUCAUCAUGAUCGCUAAAUUAAACUUUGGCUAUUUUCUUUUUACGUUUUUAUUUAUGUAUGUGUCUGCACAAUAUGUGCCACCGUACACAGAGGAUUGCAGAAGUGGCAUGUAUCCUCCAAAGGGGCCAACAUUCAAAGGUGAUGUUUCCUGGUAUACUGUUGAUCUGGACCUGCCACCAAGCAAAAGAUGGACAGAAAUUAUUACAGACAAAAAGAAUGAAAUGGUCAGCAUGAUUCAAGCUAUCAGAGAUCUGGCAGAUGCCUUUGUUCCCAGUGGGAAGCUCAUCGAUCUGGUAGAUAAGGGUUUGCCCUUGAUGGUGAACACCCUCCCCUACCCGUUCAAUGAAGAGAUUAAAGGAGUUGCAUCAGCGUCUGGGGUUCCUUUGGGUGAGGUGGUUCUCUUCAACAUAUUUUAUGAGGUGUUCACGGUAUGCACUUCUCUGGUUGCAGAAGAUCUAAAUGGCAAUCUUAUCCAUGCAAGAAAUUUGGACUUUGGACUUUUCAUGGGAUGGGAUAUGAAAAACAGGACAUGGAUCAUAACAGAGAAACUGAGACCGCUGGUUGUAAACAUCGACUUCAGACGAAAUAACCACACCGUCUUUAAAUCCACCAAUUUUGCUGGAUACGUGGGAAUGCUGACUGGUAUUCGUCCGAACACAUUCACACUGACUAUGAAUGAGCGAUUCAGUCUGGACGGUGGAUACAUUGGGAUCUUGGAGUGGAUCUUGGGAAAGAGAGAUGGCAUGUGGAUGAGUUUUCUGACUCGCUCUGUACUGGAGAACGCUACCAGUUAUGAGAAUGCCAAAGCCAUGCUGUCUGACACCAAGCUUCUGGCUCCAGCCUACUUCAUCCUUGGAGGAAACCAGACAGGACAGGCCUGCAUUAUUACCAGAUCCAGAACACAAAGCAUCCAUCCACUGGAAUUAGAUGUAAAGAAUGGCAGGUGGUAUGUGUUGGAGACCAACUAUGACCACUGGAAAGCUCCUCUGUUUUUGGAUGACCGAAGAACUCCUGCUAUGAAAUGCAUGAAUCAAACCACACAGACUAAUAUCUCUGUAAAGACAGUCUAUGAUGUCCUCUCAACCAAGCCAGUCCUAAAUAAAUUGACAGCAUACACUACUAUUAUGGAGGUGUCUAAGGGAACAUUGGAGUCUUUUAUUCGUGACUGUCCCGACCCCUGCAUGCCGUGGUGAUGGGCUCCAUCAGGACUUCAUUGCUAGGACAUUCGUCUACAUGCCAAGAUCAAAGAUCUUUAUUUAAAUCGCACUGAUUCAUUUCCGAGCAAACAACUACUACACUGUCAACAGAUUAUUUUAUUUCAGGAAAAAUUUUAAGGCUAUUUAUGUAAGGUAAGAAACAUUAAAUAUUAAUUUGACAUUUUUAACAAAUGCAGACCCUCCGUGAGGAAAACCCAUUUACUUGCGGUUUUAAGACAAGACGUUCAAAUGCCGCGAACACACCAUUUAGUUUAAUCAUCUAAUAUAAUGUCAUAUAUGGUAUUAAAAGACAUUUAUAUUUAA